CCAGCAUACAGUGCCGGUCUACACUUUUGGAAAAAAGAAAACAAAAACAAAAUGAAACUAUCAGCUCUGUUCGUUUUCAUUAUGGCCGUUCUGGCGCUAUUCGUCGGUCACAGCGAAGCUGCCCCUAAAGUUAACGUAAACGCUAUUAAGAAGGGCGGCAAAAUUAUUAGAAAGGGCUUUGGAGUAGCCGGAGCUGCGGGAACAGCUCAUGAAAUUUACUCUCACGUCCGGAACAGACACAACUUUGUUAAAAUGAAGUUAUCAUCUCUAUUUAUAUUACUUUUGGGCGUGUUAUCGAUGUUCAUAGGUGCAAGCGAGGCACGACCGAAGAUACCUGUGAAAGCUAUCAAGACUGGCGCUCGAGCUGUUGGUCGCGGAUUACGAGCUUUGAACUUCGCGAAUACAGCUCACGAUAUUGCAAGCAUGUUCCACAGAAAAAGAAAACACUAGUGCGUUAUUAUGACGCUUUCAUUAUAGUGAUAUUACAAUGUCAGUUAAAGCCCGUAUACGGGGAGCAGAAUGUCUGUACUUGGAUUUCCAGAUCUUAUGACCUGAACUCAAAUUAAUGAAUAUAAUCUUUGUGUUAUGGGACAUCGAGUAAACUUAUCAAUAGUCGAAGUGAGACGAAUGGACCACUUUUUCUCCACUUCAAACAACACUUAAUAUCUCAUCACAUAGAGCUUACAAUUCAAUGUCUUAAUCUGAGUCGAGUUGGUGUUGCGUCGAUUAGAUGUUUGUUUAGAGGCCAAAUGAUCAAUCCUCGAUCAAUAAGAUUUUAAGAAGACAGCCUAUUAACGGCACACUACAGGGCACGGGUCUUCUCUCAGUACAAGAAGGGCUUACGCCGCAGUCCAGACGCUGGCCAAGUGCAGAUUGGUAGAAUUCAGACGCCCUUGAGAACUUAAAGGAGAACUCUGUUGUUGGUGUUUUUUCUUUACCGUAAAGCAAAUAUUUUAUUGCUUAAAUUAAAACGCACAUACUUAACUCCAGUACUCUUAAAUAACAUUGUCCAAAAAUGUUCACACAUCCGAAGUCCAUUGACCUUGAUCCAUUCAUCAGAUCAAGAUUGAUCCAUUGAACGGCUGAUCUCGCCGUUCGCUUAGAAAACGGAGUUUUCAUACGGUCUAAUGUUCAACAAGGCUUAAAGCGUAAAAUGAGCUCUGCUUCCUGAUCGAACUGAAAUCGGGCUAGUUGUAAUAGCACUAUUAAGUUACUAUUUAAUUUAUUGUAAAAUAAAUUUAGGUACAUACCUACCUUAUUUAGAUCUAA
Molecule: messenger RNA, 1269 nt
Organism: Pararge aegeria (speckled wood butterfly)
Lineage: Eukaryota; Metazoa; Arthropoda; Insecta; Lepidoptera; Nymphalidae
Gene: Mor
Exons: 4
Coding region: 52-450 (132 amino acids)
Biological process (GO): defense response to bacterium
Cellular component (GO): extracellular region
Source: RefSeq, a predicted model, not a curated record